Mya arenaria is the source of this 783-nucleotide messenger RNA. Its product is annotated as heat shock 70 kDa protein 12A-like. NCBI's taxonomy places the organism in Eukaryota, Metazoa, Mollusca, Bivalvia, Myida, Myidae. The transcript has a single exon. The coding region runs from base 1 to 783 and encodes 260 amino acids. The record is from RefSeq and is a predicted model, not a curated record.
AUGAGAAAGCUUUCCAAAAAGUUUACCGGACAAAAGUUAAAGCAAAGGGUAGAUACUCUCGAAUUUGGCGAUUCAGUUACUCUGCAAGGUGGAGACAAGUUGCGAGUUGAACCUGACAUUGUUAGGGCAUGGUUUGAUAAUCCUAUAAACAAACUCGUUGAACACGUAAACGACCUCCUUAAAGACCCAAAGAUAAUGUCAGUACCGACCAUCGUGCUGGUUGGUGGUUUCGGAGAAAGCACAUACGUCCAAGAAAGGCUUAGAUCUGACAUUCCAGACAAGCGUCUAAUUGUCCCUGCUGAAGCUGGUCUCGCCGUGCUGAAAGGUGCCGUCAAGUACGGCCACGAUUCUUCCAUUAUAUCGUCUCGGGUAAUGAAAUACACGUUCGGAGUUAGUGUGGACAAUUUUUAUGAUGGCAAAAUUCACAGUAAACACAAGAAAUAUCUGAACAAAGACGGAAAAUGGUGUGCCAAAGACUGCUUUGAUGUGUUUGUUCGUGUUAAAGAGGAGAUUCCUGUUGACCGUCAAAUAACCAAGGGAUACUCUCCUACAGGAUAUCGAACAAUAACACCCAUAUACCGAACGACUGCAGCGAACCCCAUAUACACAACCGACCCCGCCUGUGAACUCGGUGUGUUGAUAACAGAUCUUCCUAAAUAUAUUCCUCUUUCCGAACUUAGUAACGAUACAACGUUCAUGUUUGGUGGAACGGAGCUUGUUGUAAAAAACCGUGUAAGGAAAACGGGAAAAGAGGAGAAUUUGAAACUUCAUUGUCUCAAAUAA